Molecule: messenger RNA, 975 nt
Organism: Pieris macdunnoughi
Lineage: Eukaryota; Metazoa; Arthropoda; Insecta; Lepidoptera; Pieridae
Source: the annotation of a GenBank genome assembly
AUGGAAAGCCGAACACUAAGCCCGGGUGGUACCAAACCCGAAGUUUGUAUCACUGACACAGAAGACGAAAACGCUCUUCUUCCUCCUUCUGGGCCUAUCACCAGAUCAAAAAAGAAACCUACAACUUUACAAAAUAAACCCGAAUUAGAGUUAUCAAUUCUUCUUAAAUUCAUUAAACCAUUCGAUGGUUCUAGAAAUAAAUUAAAUUCAUUCUUAUCAAACUGCAAUAAUGCUUACGAUUUAGCGUCAGAAAACCAAAAGGAAAUUUUAUUUAAAUUCAUCUUGUGUCAAUUAGAGGGAAAAGCAGAAACAGCAUGUUCUAUAAAAGAAUUUUCGACCUGGCCCCAACUUAAAGAAUUUCUUAAAACACAAUUUAGCGAAAGAAAACACUAUACACAUUUACUCACAGACUUACAAGAAUGUAAACAAUUAACCAACGAACCCGUCAGCCAAUAUGCACUUAGAAUAGAAACUUACCUUUCACAAUUAUUAACAGAGAUAUCGAUUAACCAUGGGCACAAGAAUAGGGAAAUGUAUGGCAGAACCGCGGCAAUGGAGGAAUUAGCCCUCCAUCACUUCCAAUUGGGAUUAUCCCCUAGAAUCUCCAACAUCGUUAGAUGUAAAUCUCCUAAGUCGCUCAACGAAGCUAUUAACAUCGCUAUUUCCGAAGAAAAAAUUCAACAAUUCCUAUUCAAAACAAAUCCUCAUAAAGAAAAAUUUACCAAAGUCUCAACUCAUAAAUCCGAUCCUCCUACCUCUUCGAAUUCUAAAUCAAGUCUCUUCUGCAGAUACUGUAAAAACUCAGGGCACACUCUAGAAAACUGCAGAAAAAGGGAAUAUAAUAAUAAACUCAAAUCUCAAAAUUCUAGGACACCUCAGCGUGUCCAUCAUCUUAUUCAACAGGACAACUCAAACUCCGACACAAACGAGGGUUACGACACUGUCGAUUACGAUUCAGAUUCAAAAAACGAGUAA